Diceros bicornis minor is the source of this 3266-nucleotide messenger RNA. RefSeq names its product asparaginase (gene ASPG). NCBI's taxonomy places the organism in Eukaryota, Metazoa, Chordata, Mammalia, Perissodactyla, Rhinocerotidae. The transcript has 17 exons. Bases 224 to 2572 code for a protein of 782 amino acids. Gene Ontology annotation, biological process: amino acid metabolic process. Gene Ontology annotation, molecular function: asparaginase activity; protein binding. The record is from RefSeq and is a predicted model, not a curated record.
UCCGCGUCCCCCACGGGCACUGCCCCCAGCAGGUGGGCCCCUCCCCCGCCCCCAGACGGCCUCUCCCUGCCUGUUCCCCUCAGGCCCCGCCCUCCCCGGGCUGCCCUCGGCGUGCCCCGCCGCCUCCCCUCAGUCUCCCGCGGUCACCUCAGCUCCUCUGCGUCCCCGCCGUGCCCCCAGUGCCCCGAGGCCCCCAGUCCGCUAGGGUCCCUUGGUCCUGUGCAUGGCGCGCGCAGCGGAGCCCGAGCGGCGGCUCCUGGCUGUCUACACCGGCGGCACCAUCGGCAUGCGGAGCGAGCGCGGCGUGCUCAUCCCCGGGAGGGGCCUGGCCGCCGUCCUGCGGACACUGCCCAUGUUCCACGAUGAGGAGCACGCCCAGGCCUGUGGCCUCCCCGAGGACACGCUGGUGCUGCCGCCCGCACGCCCCGACCAGAGGAUCCUCUACACAGUGCUGGAGUGCCAGCCCCUCUUCGACUCCAGUGACAUGACCAUCACUGAGUGGGUUCAGAUUGCCCAGACCAUCGAGAGACACUAUGAGCAGUACGACGGCUUCGUGGUCAUCCACGGCACUGACACCAUGGCCUUCGCUGCCUCCGUGCUCUCCUUUGUGCUGGAAAACCUGCAGAAAACGGUCAUCCUCACCGGUGCCCAGGUCCCCAUCCAUGCCCUGUGGAACGACGGCCGCGAGAACCUGCUGGGGGCCCUGCUCAUGGCCGGCCAGUAUGUGAUCCCCGAGGUCUGCCUGUUUUUCCAGAAUCAGCUGUUUCGGGGCAACCGAGUGACCAAGGUGGACGCGCGCCGGUUUGCCGCCUUCUGCUCCCCCAACCUGCCGCCUCUGGCCGUCGUGGGCGCUGACGUCAUAAUCACCCGGGAGCUGGUGCGGAAGGUCCGAGGGCCGGAGCGGCUGGUGGUGCACAGCAGCAUGGAGCGUGACGUGGGCCUGCUGCGUCUCUACCCUGGGAUCCCCGCCGCCCUGAUGAGGGUCGUCCCAGGAGCUGACGCUGGUGGCCGGGACUGCUGGACAGGGAUCCCACGCUCAAGGCUCUCACCACCAGGCGGGUCCUGGCCUGUGAGGGUUCGGGCCUUCCUGCAGCCUCCCCUGAAGGGCGUGGUCAUGGAGACCUUUGGCUCAGGGAACGGACCCACCAAGCCCGACCUGCUGCAGGAGCUGCGGGCAGCGGCUGAGCGAGGCCUCGUCAUCGUCAACUGCACCCACUGCCUUCAGGGCGCUGUGACCUCGGACUAUGCAGCCGGCAUGGCCGUGGCGGGUGCAGGCAUCGUCUCGGGCUUUGACAUGACGUCGGAGGCUGCCCUGGCCAAGCUGUCCUACGUGCUGGGCCAGCCGGGGCUGAGCCUGGACAGCAGGAAGGAGCUGCUGGCCAGGGACCUCCGGGGGGAGAUGACGCUGCCCGCGGUGGAUGAGCACCGGCUCCCUCUGCCGGACAGCAUGCUGGGCCACGGGGUAGCCCAGCUCCUCAGUCUGAGCCAGGGGGCUAAUGCCGUGCGGGACGUCCUAAUGCCCAGCCUGGCCUGUGCCGCGGCCUACGCCGGCGACCUGGAGGCCCUGCAGGCGCUUGUGGAGCUGGGCAGUGACCUGAGCCUGGAGAACUUCAACGGUCAAACUCCGCUGCACGCGGCCGCCCGGGGAGGCCACGCCGGGGUGGUCACCAUGCUGCUGCAGAGUGGGGUGGACGUGAGUGCCCGAGACGAGGACGGCCUCAGUCCGCUGCUGCUGGCCGUGAGGGGCAGGGCAGAAUCUGGGCAGAUUGACUCAGCUUCCCCAGACCCAGCCCUGGUUGGGAGCCUACUGGUGGGUGUGUGCAGUGGGGCCACAAGCUUGGUGUGGAGACUGUCCUCCAGGACAAGCUGUCCCCAGGCACCCACAGGAAGCCUUAGGGCCCCAGCGUGGGCCGGGGGGGGGGCCACGGUGGGGCCUCUCUCUGUGGAUGGAGUUGCUGCUCAGCCAGGGCUGACCCACGCCCCUGGGUGGGGCCCAGUGCUGGGGACUGAGGGCACCAGGGUGUCAUUGGGCUGCUGCGGGCAGCCGGGGCCCGCCUGUCCCCCCAGGAGCUGGAGGACGCAGGGACCGAGCUGUGCAGGCAGAAACAGCUGGGAACCUGGAAGUGGUGACCCUUCUGCAGAGCCUCCAGGGUGGGGUUGGUGCCCAGGCCCCCGGCCCAGCUACCCUGUGACACACCUUACCACAGCAGUGGAGGGCGCCAGCCAUGGCCAAGAUGUUCCUCGAGCCUGGAGGGGACCUCAGAUCUCUCUACUGCACCCCAGGACCCACUGGGCUGGGUGCUCCUGCCUGCCUUCCAGGCUGGAUGGCCCAGGCCCCCAGCUGACACCUCCAUCCCCUACGCCGUCAUCUGGCGCUCCAGAAGACGCUCAAGGCUGGCUGGGUUUGCUCGGGUCCUCGGGUCCCUGCCUUGUGAAAGGCUGGGCCCCACCAAGGAGGUGCCCGGGCUUGUCUGUCCGCCCUGCCCCCAUACGCUGCCUGGGCCUCCACUUGCUCUCAGGAGAGAGGUCCCAGGAGACCUCACAUUUUCAGGAAGUGCUGCCUGCUGUCUAACCUGAAGCUGUCCUGCUGCAGCAUAAGCCAUACCUUCCUGCUGUGACCUGCUGGAGGAAUCGCAAGCCCCCACCCAUGGCUCUGACUGUGAUGUGCCCCUGCUGCUGGGACGCUUCUCCUUCUGUUUCCAAGAAAGCCUAAAGGUCUUUGUUGGGCAGAGUGGCAAUAAAGUCCCUCUGGGGACCACUCCCUCCCUAGGUCACCAAAGCCUGGCUCCAGUGGGUCUGUUGGGUCCCAGGCUUCUGGUCAAAGGGCGGUGUCUUCAGCACCCUGGGGGUGAGGGACGCCCAGCCAGUCCUUCCUGAGGCAGCAUGAGUGUGAGUGUGAGCCAGGCCCGAGGGGGCAGGGGCGGGCCAGCUGGCCCCUCCCCCACUUUCCUGCCUCCUGGCCUUUGCUCAGGCUGUUCCCUCCUCCAGACAACCUCUGCCCCAUCUCCUCUCCUCCGAAUCCUCAUUCUUGAAGCUUGGAGUCACCUCCUCCAGGCAGCCCCCCACCCAUAUCUGCUCCUACUUAAUUGUCCUCACACAGACCAUCUCUCUCCUCCUUACCGUCCCUCUCGGUUGCUGUCUAGUUUUCACAGGGGCCUCUGCAGUAUGCUGGCCCCUCUGCAUGGUUCAUUCCAGCCCCUGAUCUGCCCAUAGCCCCUAACUAACUACCCAUUACAAACCAGGCCCACCCAGGCCACCUGCCUGGG